GGAGCAGCGGCGGUGCGAGGACCCGAGCGAGUCCCAGGAGCAGACCUGUGGACGGUUUCUAUUUUUAUUAUUACUAACUCCCGGGUUGAUGAACGUGCAGGGCGCGUGCAGACCCCCGGGACCUGGAUGUAACUAAAAACCGGAGAGACUGACUGAUCUCGAGGAUCCGUGGAGUGAUCCGUGGAUCACGGCUGUGAUCUCUUCGUCCUCUGCAUGCGCGUGAUUGUGCUCACUGUGGAGCUUCCUCGUGCCCAAAUGGAUGUAAGCGCGUGAGGAGCAUACUAAUGAUCGGCGCGCUGCGUCUCCAUCUGAGGCUGAGGGCCACCGAGGAGCCGCUCGGUCACCCAGAGGGUCUGAUCCUAGGGCUGGGGGAAAACACCGACUCUGGAGGACACAUGGAUUUAUGAGUUAACCGGAUAUAAGAUAAAAAUAGAGACAUGAUCUUUGGACCGUAUCGCCCAGCCCUUACCCACACCUGAGGAAUCAUACGUCUUUUUAACAGGGAUUAAUGCGAGCCAGCUGAGAGGAGAGCAGCUCUUUAGUUACGGACACAGAGGAGAGUUUUAACAUGGGAAACAGUUUCUCAAACAUCGCCGCCUUCCAGUCCCUGCAUAUUGUCAUGCUGGGUCUGGACUCGGCAGGAAAGACCACCGUCCUCUACAGACUCAAGUUUAACGAGUUCGUCAACACGGUGCCCACCAUUGGCUUCAACACGGAGAAGAUCCGCCUCAGUAACGGCACCGCCAAGGGCAUCAGCUGCCACUUCUGGGACGUGGGGGGGCAGGAGAAGCUGAGGCCACUCUGGAAGUCGUACAGCCGCUGCACAGACGGGAUCAUCUACGUGGUGGACUCUGUGGACGUGGACCGGCUGGAGGAGGCUAAGACGGAACUGCAUAAGGUGACUAAGUUUGCAGAGAACCAGGGUACGCCUCUGCUGGUCAUUGCCAACAAACAGGACCUGCCCAAGUCUCUGCCGGUGGCAGACAUUGAGAAGCAGCUGGCCCUGCACGAGCUCACCCCCUCCACCACCUACCACAUCCAGCCGGCCUGCGCCAUCAUCGGCGAGGGUCUGCACGAGGGCAUGGACAAACUGUAUGAGAUGAUCGUAAAGAGGAGGAAGUCUCUGAAGCAGAAGAAGAAGCGGUAACGGCUCCUCAAUGAUUGGAUUAAAGCUGUGUCACGCUGUGAAGCUGCUCACUGAUGCUUCUGCAGGAUUUUUACCACCAAUAACCAAAAAGACUGAAAAUGAACUUCAGCUCAGAUGGGGGAGGAGCAGGCUGGCCUGUUCCUCUGCUGCUGUUAAACUCUGGGAAUGUUUUUAUUCCCAUCAUCCUCUGCAGAGACACAUGUUGGAUUUUGCUAGGGUCAGAUGUUCCCGCUGCUCUUUGGUUUUUAUUUUUGACAAACAGACAUCCGUGUGGACGUCUGUCGACUGUUUUUUGGAGCAUUGAAGUAGCCUUUUUCUCUGCGUGGUGGCCGAGGACUGAACGGUUGUCACUUUGCACUUUUAAUUUCAGAUCAGACUGUAGACGACAACACUGUACUCCUAGACGAGCAGAUCAGGUGUUUAUGUACCAAGA
Molecule: messenger RNA, 1580 nt
Organism: Cheilinus undulatus (humphead wrasse)
Lineage: Eukaryota; Metazoa; Chordata; Actinopteri; Labriformes; Labridae
Product: ADP-ribosylation factor-like protein 4C
Exons: 3
Coding region: 569-1147 (192 amino acids)
Biological process (GO): intracellular protein transport; endocytic recycling
Cellular component (GO): cytoplasm
Molecular function (GO): GTP binding; GTPase activity
Source: RefSeq, a predicted model, not a curated record